Messenger RNA from Myotis daubentonii (Daubenton's bat), 3256 nucleotides. RefSeq names its product fucosyltransferase 8 (gene FUT8). The record is from RefSeq and is a predicted model, not a curated record. NCBI's taxonomy places the organism in Eukaryota, Metazoa, Chordata, Mammalia, Chiroptera, Vespertilionidae. Gene Ontology annotation, biological process: protein N-linked glycosylation. Gene Ontology annotation, molecular function: glycoprotein 6-alpha-L-fucosyltransferase activity; protein binding. Gene Ontology annotation, cellular component: Golgi cisterna membrane.
GUUCCCUCCGCUCCAGGCCCCCGCCCCUCGCCGCCCCCUCCCAGCCCCCAGGCAGCCCGUCUCCUUCCUCUCCCCGCGGAAUGGGGCCGGCGCUGCUCGGGGUCGCGCGCCCGAGACCCGGCUCGCGCUCGGUCUCGCGCUGUCAGCGACUGUCCAGCUCGCGCCGCCUCGCGCUCUCCCUCAGUCACUGGCGCCGGAGGCUCCGUUAAGCGGCGGCGGUGGUUCCUGUUUCCGUUUCUUCCUCUCCCUUCAGUCGGUAGUAGCAUCCUCCACCCAGCCACCUCUCCCACUCCCCUCGCGGAGGGCAGCUGCGGCUGCGGCGGCGGCGACCGGGGAGCAGCGGAGACCGCCUCUGCUCCCGCCUCGGAUCACAGCUUUUGCUAAGAGAGCUCUCUUGACACAAGACAACAUGCUCUGUUGCCCUUAUUGAUUAAUUGAACAAAUUCAGUUGGAUAUUUCAGUGACCCAGAUUCAAGCAAUAAUAUCUUUCCUUGGAAAUAUCAUGUGGUUUUGUCAGCAUCUUAUGUUCUAGGAGAAGAAAGGAUUUGCAUCAUAAAUAAGUGAUCAGAGAAAAGAAAGAUGAACUCAUUUUAAAAAAUGCAACAAACCAUCACCUUCUUCCCCUCUACCUAUUACCUAUGCUAGGCAUAGAGUCCAUGAAGCACAGGACAAUAAGCUUCCUACUCAUACCAGAAGACCUCUUUGAAAGAUUCACCACAGCACUACCAGAGACACUAAUUUGUCUGAAUCAUCAUGUGUUGAAACAGCAGAAGGCUACUACCUUUGCACUAACAGGAAACAGUUAAGAUGUUGGUGAUUCUUUGAGUUCCAGAAAGCUAGGAGAGUGAGUUGAAAAUCUGAAAAUGCGGCCAUGGACUGGUUCCUGGCGUUGGAUUAUGCUCAUUCUUUUUGCCUGGGGGACCUUGCUGUUUUAUAUAGGUGGCCAUUUGGUACGAGAUAAUGACCACCCUGAUCACUCUAGCCGAGAACUGUCCAAGAUUCUGGCAAAGCUUGAACGGUUAAAACAGCAAAAUGAAGAUUUGAGGCGAAUGGCUGAAUCUCUCCGGAUACCAGAAGGCCCCGUUGAUCAGGGGCCAGCUUCUGGAAGGAUUCGUGCUUUAGAAGAGCAGCUUGUGAAGGCCAAAGAGCAAAUUGAAAAUUAUAAGAAACAAACUAGAAAUGGUCUGGGGAAGGAUCAUGAAAUUCUGAGGAGGAGGAUUGAAAAUGGAGCUAAAGAGCUCUGGUUUUUUCUACAAAGUGAACUGAAGAAAUUAAAGAAUUUAGAAGGAAAUGAACUCCAAAGACAUGUGGAUGAAUUUCUGUCAGAUUUGGGACAUCAUGAAAGGUCCAUAAUGACGGACCUAUACUACCUCAGUCAAACAGAUGGAGCAGGUGAUUGGCGGGAAAAAGAGGCCAAAGAUUUGACAGAACUGGUCCAGCGGAGAAUAACAUAUCUUCAGAAUCCCAAGGACUGCAGCAAAGCCAAGAAGCUAGUGUGUAAUAUCAACAAAGGCUGUGGCUAUGGCUGUCAACUCCAUCAUGUGGUCUACUGCUUCAUGAUUGCAUAUGGCACCCAGCGAACACUGAUCUUGGAGUCUCAGAAUUGGCGUUAUGCUACUGGUGGGUGGGAAACUGUGUUUAGACCUGUAAGUGAGACCUGCACAGACCGAUAUGGCAUCUCCACAGGACACUGGUCAGGUGAAAUAAAGGACAAAAAUGUUCAGGUGGUGGAGCUCCCCAUUGUGGACAGUCUUCAUCCUCGUCCUCCAUAUCUACCCCUGGCUGUACCAGAAGACCUUGCAGAUCGACUUGUUCGAGUUCAUGGUGACCCUGCAGUGUGGUGGGUGUCGCAGUUUGUCAAAUACUUGAUCCGCCCACAACCUUGGCUGGAAAAGGAGAUAGAAGAGGCCACCAAGAAGCUUGGCUUCAAACAUCCAGUUAUUGGAGUCCAUGUCAGACGCACAGACAAGGUGGGAACAGAAGCUGCCUUCCAUCCCAUUGAGGAGUACAUGGUGCACGUUGAAGAACAUUUUCAGCUUCUCGCUCGCAGGAUGCAAGUGGAUAAAAAAAGAGUGUAUUUGGCCACAGAUGACCCUUCUUUAUUAAAGGAGGCAAAAACAAAGUACCCCAGUUAUGAAUUUAUUAGUGAUAACUCUAUCUCUUGGUCAGCUGGACUACACAAUCGAUACACGGAAAAUUCACUUAGGGGUGUGAUUCUGGAUAUACACUUUCUUUCCCAGGCAGACUUCCUAGUGUGUACUUUUUCAUCCCAGGUCUGUCGAGUCGCUUAUGAAAUCAUGCAAACACUGCAUCCUGAUGCCUCUGCAAACUUCCAUUCUUUGGAUGACAUCUACUAUUUUGGGGGCCAAAAUGCCCACAACCAGAUUGCCAUUUAUCCUCACGAGCCUCGAACUGCAGAUGAAAUUCCCAUGGAACCUGGAGAUAUCAUUGGUGUGGCUGGAAAUCAUUGGGAUGGCUAUUCUAAAGGUGUCAACAGGAAACUGGGAAGGACGGGCUUGUAUCCCUCCUACAAAGUCCGAGAGAAGAUAGAGACAGUCAAGUACCCCACAUAUCCUGAAGCCGAGAAAUAAAGCUUAAGAUGGAGGAGAAGGACAACUAAACUCAGUUCAAACUAUUUGAGCCAAACAGUAGAUGAAGAAGGCCCUGUCCUAACAACACAUGGUUGAAUGAGUAGACACCCUCAGCAUCAGGAGCAGCUGAGAACUGACAGAUGUUUUGUUGGUGAAAUUUCUCUUUAACAAGGGCUACAAUGCCCAAAACCCCUGCACAGUCGAAUAAUGUACUCACAUAUAACAUGCAAGCAGGUGGUUUUCGACUUUGCCUCUUCUUUCAAGAUUAUGUCUCCAUGAGAAAAACACUGCCACAUUGUAAUUUAAGGGACACAGACAUUUGUGUGAGACUUCAAACAUGGUGCCUAUCUCUGAGAGACCUGAUGAGAAGACGUGAAUAGCUCCCCGCUGUGGGGAGGUGGAUUCUUAGCCAGUGGUGGUAAUGCAACCACUGAAUUCACUCCAGUCAGCAGAUUCAGAAUGAGAAUGGAUGUUCUUGUCUGGAAUUUUUUUUAAGUAAUUACAUCAGUUCAUCCAUCUCAUCUUUAAUAAGUGAAGGAGAUACAUUGAAAUAAAAUAUUCUCAUUCCAUUAGGAACUUUUGUAAAAUGAUGCCAUGAACAGAUUCUUUAGUACUCAAUGUUUCUGGCCAUUCUCUUUGAUAACAAAAAAUAAAUUUUAAAAAGA